AUGGCUGAACUGGAAGAAGCUGCUGGUGGUGAAGCAGCAGCGUUGAUAAAAGAAGAAGCGGUGUUAUCUGAGCUAGAAGGUGAUUUGGGGGGAUCUGCUCCCAGACAAAGAGUGAAGCGAACUUCUUUAGCGUGUAUCCGAUGUCGUACGAGACAUAUCAAAUGUCCAGGAGGAAAUCCUUGUAAGAAGUGCCAGAUGGCACAGACCAAAUGUGAAUACAUUGAAGCUGAUAGAAAGAUUGUAGUAUCCAUGAAAUAUCUUAGUAAGUUGCAUGACGAUAUAGCCAGGUUGAAGAAAGACAAUGCGACAUUAAGGAAUAACUUGAAGAAGGAAGCAGAUCUGAACAAAUUAUCAAACACUGCUGCUGAUAAAGAUAUACUUGGUGGUGGCUCACGUCCAUCAUUGGUUCGAGAUUCAAGUGUCUCACUGCUUCACAGGGGAGAUUCCACUUCUUUAGAUUCAAGUGCAUCUAAUGGUUCAGGCUAUGAUUCUGGCAGAUCUCCCAAUGCGUUUACGAAUAAUCUUCGAUAUUAUCCCCAAACUUAUUAUCAGGGUAACCAACAACUGCAUUCGCAAGUUCUGCAUCCGCAUGCUCUGCAACUGCAACUGCAAUAUUCUCAAGUUAAGGAUGAAAUGGCUCAGGAAGUAAUACAACCAUCACUAGAUAAACAUGGGAGACUCAUACAAUCAAGAACAGGAGAGAAAUUGUAUGCUGGAUCUUCAUCUAUGACACUUUUUGGGUUAGAAAUCCAAAAUAUGGUUCUGCAAUCAUCAUUGUCUUCUCCUACUACAUCCCCAAUAGAAUCAAACAAUAUGAUUACUACUAAUAAUAAUAAGAUGUCUCCUUCGUCAAUUCAACAGAUGAUAUCUCAACAACAAUCCAUACCAUUGAAUAAACUGGUGAAAUCAGAGUCACAGUCUUCAACGAACCGUGGAAGUAAACGUGAAACUGAAAUAUUGGAAAAGGAAGGCAAUGCCUAUAAGAUCACAUUGGCUAAAACAAAUACUAGACCAGGUCUACUGAUUAAUUUCACCCUUCCAUCAUAUUCGUAUGCAAUGUUAUUGGUGGAUACAUUUAUCAACUACAACGAUGGUUGCUUCUAUUUCUUCAAUGAAGGACUCGUGAAAAGGUUUCUUAUGAAUCUUUAUAGUGGGAAGUCACAUGAGAAUAAGAAGAUAUUAAAACGUAAUCAUACUAAUGUGGCUAGAAAUGAAGGGAAUGCCGAUAUCGAUGAAAAUACCAUUAAAAAGGAUGCAGAUGAUGAUACCAUUUUAGAAACCAUUUGGUUCUGUAAGAUCCUACUUAUAUUUGCAAUUGGAGAGAUGUAUUUAGGUACAGAGUCGGAUAUUCAUAUUAAAAAGCUGAAGAUAAUUGAUAAAUUGGCAUAUGCUUCCACCAAGAACAAAUCAAACACUACCAACAAAGAUCCUCAGUUUAUAUCCAAUAUGGACAUGAUGACAGAAAAUGAAGAGACCAUUAAAGAGAAGAAGAAUACUUUACCUGGAUCUGGGUUCUUCUUCCAAGCAUCAGAAUUAUUUACAGGAUUGUUUGCAUCUGGAGCUAUUGAUAAUUCCACCAAAGAUGGAGGUAUUGAAGCCAUGCUUCUUUAUGCAUUUUAUUUACAAGUGGCCGAUUGUACUAUUGCAUCAUAUUUUUAUUUUGGACUAGCACUUCGUUCUACGUUAAUUUUAGGGUGGCAUGUGGACUCCGAAAAGGAUAAUUUGAACCGAUUUGAAUUGGAGCAUAGAAGAAGAAUUUGGUGGACUGUUUAUAUGUAUGAAAGAAUGUUACUGUCUAAAGCUGGGUUGCCAUUAAGUUUUGCAGAUGAUAGUGUUUCAACAGAAUUACCCGUUGAUUUUGAUAUGAGUCUUGAUGAUUGUCCAAGAGAUGACAAUGAUAUAAGAGGAUUCUAUAUUUUCCCAUCUGCUGAAUACAUUAAUAAUUGUGUUACCAUCACUCAGAUUAAUGCUAUUAUUUUAUCUUCAUUAUAUACCAAACAACCCACGGUUAAUAUUUUACCAGUUGUUUCUGAUUUGGUUCAUAAGUUGAUGCAAUGGAAGAACGCUUUACCUCCAUUUCUAAAAGUGGAUUAUUUACAAGAGAAUUUGAAAGUAUCUCGAUUAAUUGUUAAUUUAAUGACUGAAUAUUUCCAAGGUAUGAAUUUAGCAGUUCGGCCACUUUUAUUCCAUUUUGCUACCAAAAAAUUGAAAGAUUUACAAACUUCAAUGGCCCUGAACAAAUACGUUGACCUCACAAAAUAUUCCAAAAAUGUUUUAACUUUACUAAAUGCUUCAUUUCAAGCUUCAAUUAAUACCAUCAAAUCGAUUUGGGCUUUGGUACCUGAAAAUAUGGUGGCAUUAUUUGGUUGGAUGGAUAGAGAAUAUCUUUUCACAUCAGCAUCGACACUAAUCUUAUUUAACACUUCUUUUGGAGUCCACGAAGCAACAAAGGAACAUUUAGACCAUGCAUUAAUUAUAUUUACCCGGAUGAAGGAGCUUGGGAAUUAUCCGGCUGCCUUACGAAGAGCUCAAUUGUUGAAGCUUAUUAGAGUUUUGGACUUCAACGGAGUAAUGAGUGAUUUACUCCAGAAGCAUGAUGACGAAGAGGAAGAAGGAGAAUACAGUGAGCAAGUAACUGGUGAAAGAUCUAAUAUGAUAAAUAACCCAUUAAUUGAUACUGCCAGAGAAUUUGAAGAUCUUAAUCCCAUAAACCAUCCGUUGAGAUCACGUGACCGUGAUCAUGGCCGGGAUCAAACUCUACCUCCAGCUGAUAAUUCUUCAACGAUGACAACGACAACAGUAAGGAACGAUAAGGAGAAGUUUAGUUUUAUUGAUUUCGAAAAGAGUGUCCCUGAAGAUUACUAUACUCAAGCUACUGGUCCCACAACAUUUAAUUUUGAUGAUAAUGGUGAUAUGGUUGUAGAUGGAACUGGAGACGACAUUUAUAAUAGUGAUUUGGCAGGGAUCGAAGGGGUCAUGUACUUGGAUGAUGAACAGAAAUUAUGGCAUGAUAUUACCACUGAAGCUGUAUGGUUAAAUACCAAUAAUCCUACGCAACCCCCGUCACGUGACUUGAGCCAUACGGAUUUCUUUAAGAAUUCUUUUAAUCCAAGAGAAAAAUACCCGAGUUUAUUGAAGUCUCGAAAUCAAAGUCCGCUCAAUGAAACCGGGCCGGGGACAGGGCCGGUCACGGGGUCGGUCACGGGCACCAAAAGCUCAUCCCAAGAAGACAACCAACAGUAUCAAAACAUCUACGAGGGAUUGAUGGACAGUCUUAGUAAUAAUACCGGGUAUCAUCCGGUACACAAUGGGUUCAGUCACAAUGUAACUGCUGGAGGUUACAGCGACAUAAUUAACCAAGAGUUCCAAGAUAUGAUGGAAGGUUAA
Molecule: messenger RNA, 3387 nt
Organism: Lizanozyma spartinae
Lineage: Eukaryota; Fungi; Ascomycota; Pichiomycetes; Serinales; Debaryomycetaceae
Gene: PUT3
Product: Put3p
Exons: 1
Coding region: 1-3387 (1128 amino acids)
Biological process (GO): regulation of DNA-templated transcription; DNA-templated transcription
Molecular function (GO): DNA binding; zinc ion binding; DNA-binding transcription factor activity, RNA polymerase II-specific
Source: RefSeq, a predicted model, not a curated record